Molecule: messenger RNA, 1219 nt
Organism: Priapulus caudatus
Lineage: Eukaryota; Metazoa; Priapulida; Priapulimorpha; Priapulimorphida; Priapulidae
Exons: 4
Coding region: 2-1219 (405 amino acids)
Source: RefSeq, a predicted model, not a curated record
GAUGCUCGUUGCCGGCGGCGACGGCGCGCUGCCGGAGAUCAUACAGACGCGUCGCGGCGAAAUCCUCGUCUACCGCGGACACCGCUACUCGAAGAUCUCGCUCGGUGGACACCGCAAGUACUGGCGCUGCACGAAGCGUCCGUGUCGUGCGAAGAUCCACACGGACCUGCACACGGGGGCGGUGCUGCACAUCAGCGAGGUACACACCCACGGCGCGCCCGUCGAGAAGACGUUGAAGGAUCGCAUCGAGGGGCUGUUCUACUACCAGCGGGCGGCCCUCCCUGCAGCCGCUGACAGCACCGGCAGCCCGUCGACGUCCGGUGGCGCCGCCCUGGUGGCGUGCUCGCCGUUCUCGUCUCCGACGGAGCUCGUCGACCACGUCGUCGUGUUCCCGCUAGAGGGCAGCAGCGGUCACGUGCGCGUUCCCGUCGAGUACGAGCACAUGGAGGUGUGGUUCUGGCCGGCGUCCUUCGACGACCUUCCACAUCUAGAGUCGCACCUGGUCAUCUACCACCUGCGUGAGAUCGCCACAGCCUGCCAGAACGAGGCGUUCUCUGCGCUCGCCUCCCUCCUCUUCGACAUUCCCCAGGAGCAGAUGAACAAGUACCACUACGUGCACAGCGUUGAGGGGGGUCUCGCCCCCGAGCUACGACGCAUGCUCUUCGACGCCCACUGCCGCGAGGUCGCCGAUAAGCUGCGCUGCGACGCAGACGUUCCGCGCGGGUUUGUCUGCCGCGGCGACGACAACGGCGUGCGAGGAUUCGGGUUGUUCGUCGACGCCGCGAACGACGGAGCGCGCGCGCUGCGAUCGCGCCUCGAGUCGUCCGGCCGGCUCCACGAGUGGGUGCCCGGCGUGAAGUACGAGAGCGGGGAGGAGUGGGCGGGGGAGGGGGAGGAGGAGGAGAGCCGGGAGCGGGAGUGGCGGCGUCUGCGCGCGUGGCUCGCGCGGGAGGCGGUCGGUCGUCCCGCCGCGCGCGUCCGUCCGCGAGACGAGCUGCUCCGCGCCCCGCCGGCCUGCGUCACCGCCCGCCUCCUCACCGCGCUCGAAUCCUCCUCGUCGUCGUCGUCGUUGCCCCCGGCGACGGAUGCGGGAGGUCCGUGGCCCGCGAUCACGUUCGUGUUGCCGCUCGACGGGGCGGUGGUGGCGGCGCGGCGCGGGGACGGCCGCGGCGGACGGACGCGGGCGGGCGUACUUCGUGGUCGAGCGGUCGGACUUUGA